Durusdinium trenchii is the source of this 3099-nucleotide messenger RNA. The record is from the annotation of a GenBank genome assembly. Lineage: Eukaryota; Dinophyceae; Suessiales; Symbiodiniaceae.
AGCGGCUCAAGCAGCUGGGACCACCGGAAAACGUCGGCGGUUCCAGCAGCUGACCCCCGAUCCAUUGAAGUCAUGCAGGCGCCAAACGCGGUGGCGGUGUUGGUGUUGCUGGUGACAUGUCUCUGGUCCAGCAACUCCCUGAAGACUUUCGAGGCGGAGGAGGUGGCGGAACGACCCGUCACCAAGGUCUUGAACCUCCUGCAGGGCAUGAAAAAGCAAUUGGAGACCGAGGCGGAAGAAGAAUCGGAGCUCAUGGAGAAGUUCAAUUGUUGGUGCAAGGAGAAUGGCGAGGGGAAAGCGACCUCCGUGGAGGCAGCUGAAGCAAAGAUCAAGGAGAUGGAGGCGAAGGUGGAAGAAUUGACCGCCAGCAGCUCUCGCUUGGAAGUGGAGUCCAAGAACCUGGAGAAGGACAUGGAGAAGAAGGAGGUCUCGUUGGAGGAGGUCAUUGCUCUUCGGAAAAAGGAACUGGCGAAGUUCGAAGAAGACGAGACUGAUUUGAAGAACGACAUUGGCAGCGUGAAGGCUGCGACCAAUGUCGUGGCGGAAGGUGUCUCCUUGGUGCAGCGGCCUGGCAAGAAGAGAGCUAUCUCAGAAACCUUGCGAAGGAUUUUGGAAAGGCGUGCGGGUGACCUGAGUGCGGACGAUGGACGCCAUGUGGCCAUGCUCCUCCAAGAUGAUCCCGGCGCAGGAAGUGUGGAAGGUGUGCUGAAAGAUCUGAAGACCGACUUCCAGAAGAACCUGGAAGAACUCCAGGACAGCGAGAAGACCAACGAGGCCGAGCAUGAGAAGUUGGUGGCUGCCAAGAAAAAGGAGAUGGACGCCGUGAAGGCUCAGAUGACUGAAAAAGAGGAGCAGAAAGCUGCCACAGAUGAGGAACUCUUUCAAACGAAGCAGGCGGUGAAGGAUGCCCGAGGCUCCGUGGAUGAAGAGAUCGCGUUUGCCAAGCAGGUGAAAGAGAAGUGCGCCGUCAAGGCGAAGGAGUGGGAGAAGCGACAGAAGACUCGGGCCGAAGAAACCCUGUCGGUGUCCAAGGCGAUCGAAGUGCUGGGCGAUGACGCGGCUCAUGAGGUCUUUGGAAAGACCAUGUCUUUCCUUCAGGUCUCUAGCAGCGAUGCCCGGGUUCGCCGGGCCCAGCUCGCAGCGCUUUUGUCCAAGGCUGGGCUUUCAGGCCGCGAUGAGCGAUUGAAGACCCUGGCCUUGGAAGCGAAGCUGGAUAGCUUCACGGUGGUGAAGGAGAAGAUUGACACAAUGGUUGGAGCCCUCAAAGAGGAGCAAGCCUUGGAGGUCAAGAAGAAAGACUACUGCGUGGAUGAAUUCCAGAAGAAUAAGUUGGCCAGUGAGAAGAAGCUGCGGCUGGCGUCCAAUUUGGAUGCCCAGAAAGAGGAGCUGAAGAUGAAGAUGGAGACGGCCACGGAGGAUUUGGCCACCUUGCAGAGUGACAUCAAGGAGCUGCAGAAACAGCAAACCUUGGCCUCUCAGAACCGGGAGAAGGAGAACUCGGAGUUCCAAAAAAUCGUCCAAGAGCAGAGAACGACUCAAGACUUGCUGAAGAAGGCCUUGGGUAUUUUGGGAGACUUCUACAACAAGCAACCGGAGUCCUUUUUGCAGAAGGCAUCCGUCCAGGGGCCGGAUGAGCCAAAGACCUUUGGGAGCUACAAGAAGAGCAGCAGCAACAACGGCGUCAUGAUGAUGCUGCAGCAGCUCGUGGCUGAGGCGAAGGAGAUGGAAAAGGAGACCACUGCCGCUGAGGCCGAGUCUCAAGCAGACUAUGAGGCCUUCGGAAAGGAGGCCAUCCGAACCUUGGAGAAGAAGGCCAAAAGCAUGGCCGACAAGGAGGAGAAGAAGGCCAAAGCGGAGGAGAAGCUGUUGGAAACGAAGAUUAGCCGAAAAGGUGCGAAAGACGACCUUGAUAGCCUCGAGGGCACCAAAGCGGAGUUGCAUGAGAGUCCCGGCCUCAAUGUCCAAAUCGUUUGAUCUCUCGCUGCCUCUCUGCCUCUUGCUUCUUUGGCAUUUUCAGGGUUCCGUCUCCCCGACCCACGCGUCUUUUAUUGGCCGAACAUGCCACACCGGUGGGCGGAUCCGUUUCGGUCUACCCGCGGACCGACCCGCGGACCGACCCGCGGGUCGGACGAUUUCGUCCCUAAGUCGACCCGUCGGACUCGUUCAGCCUGCGACUUCACCUUGGAGAACUUCGAUGCUCGGCAGAAGGCCCGGGCUGAAGAGGUGGAGGCCCUGAAGCAGGCCUUGUUCUAUCUCUCGGGAGCAAAGCUUUGAGUGGGGAGAACCAGUGGACGUUGGGCACCCAAAACCCUGCAAGGAAGAAUGGAUAGCGGUUCCUACCGCCAGGCAGCGAGGAUGGUUCGUCGCGAAGUAGAGAGUAUAUGUCUUUAUUGUUCAAUUAUUUAAAAAGACAUUAUAAAACGUAUACAGUGUACAGUAUAGUCAUAGUCUUCGCAUGCUCAUUUGGCCAGAAGGAUGCCUAUCCAGAAGGCAAAACGAUAAGGAAAAAGAUCCAUGGCCAUCCAGAAGCACCGUGAGGAUCUUUUCCAAGCUACUCUGAUCUCAGUGAACAAGGUAGACAACAACGGCCAACAAUGGAAAUCCCCCUUUAACCAAGGGGCCACGUCUAUAGUCUAUUUUUACCAAAGGGGACCGACUCCGUGUGGAUGAUACCCAAGGGUAUUGCCAUUGCUUUUCCAAACAGCGGUCACUUCCUUGGAAUGAAAACAGAAUUCAAAACUGUAGCACCCGGUCACCCCGCCGCACCUCUUGGUUGGCGCGCUUGAGACAUGUCCCACCUCCGCCGGCCGAUGAACACCGCGUGUCCCGCGGCGCUCCGCCGGAGCCAAAAGAAGCAGCGGAGCCGAAGCAGCCGUCGGAUGAAGACCGGUGAAGACAUCCGAAAGGAAGAUAUGAUCGAUGAUCAUCCGAUUCAUCGGUCGAGACCUGCUGGUGAUGAUCAUCAAGGGCUUGGUGACUGCGGGUGAUUCACACAGAAUCCUUGGGUAACUUGAUUCACACAUCGCCACGUGGCAUGGCGGACAGGAUAUGCCAUGUGGUUUGUUUACUCACUCUCUUGCAGGUUUGUUGUUAGUCGGC